AUGGCAGACAACGGGGGAUUUCCUGAGGACGACAGUCUGAAAGGGGAGGAAGAGAAUGAAAAUAGUGCUACAGGCAGAGCCGAGUGGGGAAGUAAAAAGGAAUACGUGUUAUCCCUCCUUGGAUAUGCUGUUGGAUUGGGUUCACUGUGGAGAUUUCCUUACCUUUGCAACAGAAACGGCGGAGGUGCGUUCCUCAUUCCCUAUUUCGUAGGAAUAAUCACGUGCGGUGUCCCGCUGUUUUUCUUGGAGGUGACCAUUGGCCAGUUCUCCAACAUGAGCGCAACACAUGUUUGGGUAAUCUGUCCUCUGUUUAAAGGUAUAGGAAUCACCCAGCUGCUGGUGUCAUUCAUGGGUUCUGUACUGUACAUCAUCGUCAUAGCCUGGUCGUUAUAUUACUUGUACCGGUCCUUCGAGUCUGUGUUGCCAUGGACAACGUGUGACAACUGGUGGAACACGCACCUGUGUGUCAAUAGGCUCGGCAACGUUUCCAUCAGCGAGACCUACGUCAACAACUGCACACGGGAUCUGCUUCUAGAACACUCGGCGUGGAGGAAGUCGAACGUUUGGUUGGAAGCGCUGCUCCAAGGAUUCUACUCGAUGUCCGUCACAUAUGGCGGCCUCAUCACAAUGAGCAGCUACACCAAGUUCCACAACAAUUCACUGAGAGACGUGGUGUUUCUCACUGUGCUGGGUGAAGCUAGCAGUAUAUUCUGUGGUCUGGUUGUCUUCUCCACCCUGGGCUUCAUGGCACAUCAUGCUCAGAUACCUAUAUCAGAUAUUGUCUCAUCGGGUUCAGGCUUGGGAUUCAUCAUCUAUCCAGAGGCCAUCUCUCAUCUCCCUGUGUCUCAACUGUGGGCAGUCCUGUUCUUCAUCAUGCUAAUAACUCUGGGAAUGGACUCGCUUUUUGGUCCGAUGGAAACGGUUAUCGCUGGAACAGUAGAAGCAUAUCCAAGCUACCUGCAGCCCCGAAGAAUGUAUGUCACUGGUGGCGUGUGCCUGUUCUGCUUCCUGAUGUCCGUUCCCUAUGCAACCAACGGUGGAAUCUACCUCCUGCAGUUGCUAGACUGGUAUAACUCAUCAUUCAGCAUCCUGCUUAUUGGCUGCCUCGAGUGUGUUGUCAUCAACUGGAUAUACGGGUGGAAGAGAUUCGGCAGGGAUAUUCAGAUGAUGAUGGGGAAGCAGUAUCCCCUAGUGCUAAAACUCCUGUCUACCUACGUGACGCCUCUCAUUCUCUUUGCGUCCCUGGUAUUUUCCCUGUUUCGCUACGAUCCCCCAAGUUAUGGCGAGUACAUUUACCCUGAAUACGCAAAGGCGAUUGGAAUCUUAAUGGCUGUGGUGAUGUCCUUACCAAUACCGAUCUCGCUGCUGCACCAGCUAAUCAAAAGGAACGGAACUUUCUGCGAGCGUUUGCUUCAUGCAAGUAAACCGGCAUAUGAUUGGCGACCUUCACGACUCGAAAACAGGGAAGCCUUCCUCGAUAACACCGACACUCACCUCGACAACACUGACACCCACCUCGACAACACCGACACCCACCUCGACAACACUGACACCCACCUCGACUACAUUGACCCUGGUCAAGCAGACUCCUCAGCUGUCUAACGAAUCAUGGAUAUUUCAUUCAAUUUUAAACGAAACGUAUACACUACAGCAUACGACUUUAUGGAUAACAACUUCUUGUUUAUUAAAUAGAGAGACGUCAAUAGAGAGAACUCAACGUCUUCUAUGCAGUAAACAAGAAGCUGUUAACGAUGAAGUCGUAAGCUUU
Messenger RNA from Haliotis rubra (blacklip abalone), 1768 nucleotides. Its product is annotated as sodium- and chloride-dependent glycine transporter 1-like. The record is from RefSeq and is a predicted model, not a curated record. Lineage: Eukaryota; Metazoa; Mollusca; Gastropoda; Lepetellida; Haliotidae. Bases 1 to 1602 code for a protein of 533 amino acids. Gene Ontology annotation, cellular component: membrane. The transcript has 11 exons. Gene Ontology annotation, biological process: sodium ion transmembrane transport.